This is a messenger RNA of Meloidogyne enterolobii, 1080 nucleotides long. The record is from the annotation of a GenBank genome assembly. Lineage: Eukaryota; Metazoa; Nematoda; Chromadorea; Rhabditida; Meloidogynidae.
AUGAAAGGCGGAAGGCGUUCAUCAAUCCAGAAGCGCCUCAAUUGGUUUGAAGAAAGUUUUCUUAAAAAAUUUUUUUCAAUUCAAAAAAAGGUAAUAGAUAACGUACCUCGAGGCAAUUUGCUUGCUCGUUUUCUCAAAAAUCCUCCAAAACCUCCAUCCCCUCCACCAAAGAAGGAAUUUAAAUGGGCAUUGCCAACAACUUCAAAAGCAACAGAAUCGACAUAUUGGAAGCCGCCACCAAAGCCUCAGCCAUACAAAUCUUCUGCCCCAGAAUACAAAGAAAAUCCAUUAAUUAUUGAACCAAUCCUUUUCCCCGAAGAGCAAAAAGUUUAUGAAGAAGAAAAACGAAAGGAAGAGGAAGAGAAGUCGGGAGGAAAGAAAGGAGAGAAAAAAGGAGGAAAAGUUGAAGGGAAAAAAGGAAGUGGAAGAAUUGAAGAGAAAAAUAUUGGGAAGAAAAAAGACGCGGACAUAAAGAAAACGGCCAAACCUGAAGUAAAAAAAGAGACUGGGAAAAAAUAUGAAGUCAAAAAAUCCCCAGCCAAAAAGGAAGAAAAAGAGACUGGGAAGAAAAAAGAAGUAAAGGAAGAUGUGAAGAAAGAGAAGAAUUUAAAAGAUAAGGAAGUUAAGGGGAAGGAAGAAAAGGAAGUGAAGAAAGGGAAGGAAGAGAAGGGAGAGAAGAAGGAAAAAGGGAAGGAAGAGAAGAAGAAACCAGCGAAGGAAGAAAAGGAGGAAGAAAAAAUUGUUGAUGAAGAUAUGGAAGAUGAGGAAGAAAACAUGGAAGAUGAAGAAUUAAGUGCGGAACUAGACGAAGAGGAAGAAAAUGUGGAAGAUGAAGACAAGGAGAAUGAAGAGGAGGAGGAGGAACCAAAGAAAAAGAAGCGAAAAAAGAGCAAAAAGAAUAAAAAACCUAAAAAGGUUAAAGCUGAAAAACCAAAAAGAAAAUGGGUACCACCUCCAAGGCCUCCACCAGAAGCAAUUGAAAUGCCUCCAGAAGAAAGGCAUUUAUGGGAGAUUGGAAGAGAGGAAGUAAGGCAUGGAAAUAGGCCUGCAAAAAUGUACGCAAAAAGGGAAAAAGCGUAA